Cyphellophora attinorum is the source of this 1926-nucleotide messenger RNA. RefSeq names its product 3-hydroxybenzoate 4-monooxygenase. The transcript has 3 exons. NCBI's taxonomy places the organism in Eukaryota, Fungi, Ascomycota, Eurotiomycetes, Chaetothyriales, Cyphellophoraceae. Gene Ontology annotation, molecular function: FAD binding. The record is from RefSeq and is a predicted model, not a curated record. Bases 1 to 1926 code for a protein of 641 amino acids.
AUGUCGCCCACUUCCACAACUCUCACCGAGGUUCGGACAGUCGAUGUCCUCAUAGUUGGCUCAGGCAGCGCCGGCCUCGCUGCCGCAACAUGGCUUUCCGUCAUGGGCAUCCCCUCUUCCUCCACUUCUUCCAACGGAGGCGUCACAAUCCUCGAGAAACGCAACGCUCCACUAGCUAUGGGCCAAGCCGACGGCGUGCAAUGCCGCACGGUCGAGAUGUUUGAGAGUUUUGGGCUGAGUGAGGAGUUGUUGCGGGAGGCGUAUCAUGUGCUGGAGGUCAGCUUUUGGGAUGAUUCUACUGGUUGGGGAAGUAAUGGUGAGAAUGGGGAGGGAGCAAGGAAGGGGAAGAAGUUGAGGAGGACAAGGUAUAGUGCGGACACGGAGAAGGGCUUGAGUUGGCAGCCGCAUGUUAUUCUGAACCAGGCGCGGAUCAAUGGGUUGCUGUUGGAGAAGAUGAGGAGGGAGGGUGGUGGUGUCAGUGUGGACUAUGGUUGGGAAGUGAGGGAAGUGAAGUUGGUUGAGGAUGGGGAGUGGGUGAGGGUUGUGGCUGCUAGUGUUGAGGAUGAGAGUAUUCGUGAGUAUAAGGCUCGGUAUGUCCUGGCUUGCGACGGCGCUCAUUCGGCUGUGCGGAAAUCGAUCGGGUAUAAAAUGGUGGGUGACUCGACGGAUGUGGUCUGGGGAGUCUGUGAUGUCUACCCUCAGACGGACUUCCCUGAUAUACGCAAGAAGACCACGCUGCAUUGUGACGCCGGUGUGCUGCUUAUCAUCCCAAGGGAAGGCGAUAGUCUGGCGCGGUUCUACAUUGAGAUGCCAGCGGGAACGAAGCCGAAGGAUGUGACUAUGGAGGACUUGCACGACACUGCGCGCAAGAUCUUCACCGCGGGCGGAUUCAAGAUGGAGUUUGCGGACACGGCGUGGUGGAGCGCGUACAGCAUUGGGCAGCGCCUGGCUGAAGCAUUCAGUAUGGGCAAUCGGGUGUUCCUAACAGGAGAUGCAUGCCAUACUCAUUCUCCCAAGGCCGGGCAGGGCAUGAACGUGAGUUUGCAGGAUGGGUACAACAUUGGAUGGAAGCUGGGUAUGGUGUUGAAGGGACUGGCGGAGCCGAGUCUGUUGAAGACGUAUGAUCUCGAGAGGGGAAAGGUGGCGGCUGAUCUGGUGGACUUUGAUCGGCGAUGGACGAAGAUUAUUGCUGGGAGAAAGAAGGGACCACAGCGAGAGAAUGGCCAUAAUGGCGACAGCAAUUCUGAGCAGGAGCAACAAUCCUUCAGCGACGCUUUCAUCAAAGCAGGACGGUAUAUGGCGGGUCUCACCGCGAAAUACGAUGAUUCGGAGCUUACAGAUGCAGCCUCAAGCAAGCAGAGUCUAGCCACGAACGUGAUCGUCGGAAUGCGAUUCCCAAGUGCUCAUGUCGUACGAUUCUGCGAUGCAAAACCUAUGCAGCUCGCACGCGCCCUACCAGCCGAUGGGCGCUGGCGGGUUGUGAUAUUUGCAGGUGACUUACAGCGGCAAGGCAGUAAGGCGAGGCUGGAUCGAUUGGCGGAGUUCCUGGACUCUGAAGGAGGGCCGGUGAGGCAGUACACGCAGAAAGGUGCAGACAUUGACAGCCUGAUCGAGCCGAUCGUUGUGCUCAGUGGCAGGAGGCAUGCCACUGAGCAAGAGCACAUCCAUCCCUACUUUUGGCCGACGACCGGGAAGUGGAGAAUGCGUGAUCUGCACAAAGUCUUCGUCGACGACAGAGACUAUAAUGACAUCCACGGCGAGAUAUAUCGGCAUUGUGGUGUCAGCGUCGAGCAUGGUGCUGUGGUAAUUGUGCGGCCGGAUCAAUAUGUGUCGAAAGUAUGCUCACUCGACGACUUUGGCGGCAUUGAAGCCUCCAUCUGCGGUGUCUUCCUCAGGACCGACAGUGACAAAGGGUUACAGAAUUGA